AUGGGGGAGAAGCCCAAGGAGCUCGGUAAGGGUGGCUUCGGCCAUGCCGGCUUCCAGCGCCUCGUUGGCCUCUGCCCAAAGAAGCUAAGCCUCGUGACCAAGUACGCAGGCCGCCCCAUGAACUACUAUGCCAGUUCCAGCCGCUUGCAGCCGGAGCACAAGCUCUCCGUCAUGACGCAAAUCUGCAAGAUACUGUCGACCUUGCACCAGAACGGCUUCGUCCAUAACGACAUCAAGCUGCAGAACGUGUGUCUCAGUCUGGCCGAGUCGGGCCCCAAAGUGACCCUCAUCGACUACGGCAUCACCAUGGCAAUCGGCAAGUAUCCCAAGCUGACGAUCCAGUGGAAUGACACCUUGCCCUACGCGCCCGAGAUCUGCAGCGGCUUGACCUCUGGAGUAUGCAGCGAGAAGUCUGACGCCUACAGCAUCGGACAGCUCCUGCACAAAUUCUAUGGCAGCAAGCCCAUUCCAUCCCUCCUCAGCAGCUGGUAUGAAAAGAGCCAGUCUACGAACCCGAGCGAGCGCCGCAACCUGGCCCUGUUGGAGCAGGUCCUUGAGGAGCAGAGAGUCUUGCUCUUGAAGGAACAGAAGCUGAACUGA
Molecule: messenger RNA, 600 nt
Organism: Penaeus chinensis
Lineage: Eukaryota; Metazoa; Arthropoda; Malacostraca; Decapoda; Penaeidae
Product: NUAK family SNF1-like kinase 2
Exons: 2
Coding region: 1-600 (199 amino acids)
Biological process (GO): intracellular signal transduction; protein phosphorylation
Cellular component (GO): cytoplasm
Molecular function (GO): protein serine/threonine kinase activity; ATP binding
Source: RefSeq, a predicted model, not a curated record